This is a messenger RNA of Talaromyces proteolyticus, 1899 nucleotides long. RefSeq lists its product as uncharacterized. The transcript is spliced from 2 exons. The coding region runs from base 283 to 1410 and encodes 375 amino acids. Lineage: Eukaryota; Fungi; Ascomycota; Eurotiomycetes; Eurotiales; Trichocomaceae. The record is from RefSeq and is a predicted model, not a curated record.
ACUCAGCUAUAUGAAUUACAUUAGACUUACAGGAAUAAAUCCGUCAACCAUCAAACACUACAUGUCUGUUUGCUUGUCAGGAGGCCACCAGCUACUCCCAAAUUCUUUGGCGAUUAUCACACUGUCUUUUAAUCUGCACAUGUGGUGCAUAAGGCCAUUUAUUUGAGAAAUUAUCUUGGUUGUCUCAUAUAUCCUAUUACCGCUCUCGUCACAGUUUUAUUUUCAGACAUAAACCCAUCGAGUCAAUCCAGUCCCAAAUAAAUUCGGCCAAACAACAUCGAUAUGGCUGAACUUCAUGGGGAACAUCAAUAUAAGACACCCUCAGGCAACAGACCCAACACCAUUAAACUAGCUCAUCCAUUUCGGCUUCCUUCUGAUCCUGCAAAAAAUCCCAGUGGGAAAUUCUUUGGCACUGCCGAUGUCUCAGCUGCUAUUAAUGGGAUCAUUGCCAGCAGCAACGUCGGUCCUGGCACUGGCAAUGGAAAUGGAAAUGUGGCUUGGAGUUUGCCUCACAGCUCAAUGGGUAAUGCCGACAGCAAUGUGCACAGCACCAUCUCUAACCAACUGGGAUUCAAACAAAGCUCUGUAUCAACAUCAACAGCAGUGCAUCCAAAUAAAACCAAUAACUUGUUUGUAUGUAACUUGAAUAGAUUCAGUCCCUCUGAUUCUUCCACGCCAGAACCAGCAAACCUUUUCAGCAAGAGCGAGAAGACAGCCAGCAACGGUAAGACUGAGCCUACCAACUCACUUGAAUGGGACAGUGAAAACCCCCCUAUCAAAAAAUUUCUCCCUCCGUCUUCGAUAAGACGUGCAUCUGCAUUAUCACCAAGGAACCUCAAACGAGGCACCAGGGGCUCUCCACUCGCUCUAUCGAUCUUCAACAGCGAAAACCGCAACAGUAGAGCUGCUGUUGGCCCUAAAAGUGCCCAUACCCUCCCGAGAGCAUUUCUUGAGAAUAUGGAUCUAAGCAGUCAGCAGAAGAAGCAACCGUCGCAGCAGAUGCCUCUUCUACCGCCAACUGUCAGUUCGGCAAGUCCCCUUAACACAGAUUUUCAACCACUCCUUCGGCCUACCGGCCCAUUCCUAUCCUUGCAGGGGGAAAAAGAAAACCCCAGUCUCGAGCUACUCAAGUUGACUCGUGCCGAUCUGCGAGAGCUAUCGCAGCAUAUCAAAAUCUCGGGUGCGUCGCAACAAGCUUCAGUCCACAAAAUCGAGGCACUGCUUGGGGAGAUACACAAGCAACAAAAGGAGACCUCGGGCGUGUUGGAAAAGAUGCUGCAGCUGAAAGUCGACAAAAAGAAUACAGUAGAUUUCGAGGGGGUUGUCGAUGGAUCGUUGAAAUUCAUGGCUGAAAUUGUGAGUUUUUUGCUUUUCUUUCUUUUUCCUUCUCUCCUUAUCUCGAAAGUUUAAUUGUUCGUUAAGAUACCAUACCAUUUCUCACAUCGAUUAGUUGCUUCUUUGUUUCUUGGUUUUUAUGGUUAUACACCUCAUCCAGUUUUAAUACCUUCCGGACUGAGCAGUUGGUCAAUAAAAUAGCAUGAUCCAUAAAGAAAAAUACAAAACCAUGGUAUAAGUACGAGGCAGAGAUAAAGUUGUCUUAUUUCUUUCUCUUUAUCCUGUCUAGUCUUAUUGAUUUGUUCUCGAUUUUAGUCCACUCUCAAAGUCAACGUUAAUAGUUGAAAGAGUGAAUGCAUAAUCUUAAUGUCAAUGGCAACAAAUUGUCAGUCACAGUAAUAGAUAGAGUCACAUUGAUAGUAUAAACGGCAAUUUGAAGCCAAAAAACUAAAUGGCCAUUGUUCAACACUAUAAAAUAGAUGUUUCCCCUCAAUUUGUGACAUUGACCAGAUGCACACCACUUUUUGACAGCUGUCUCACGGACUAUAUAAAUUGAAAGACCAU